UACUUUGAGAGAUUUUUAUUUAGCCACAUUCGACAUAAUACAUGCAGGUUACAACACGCCAUCUCUUCCUCAUAGCAGAAAACCUUUAGACACAGCUAAUCAGAUUGUUGAACUUCACAUUCUGUCAUUUGAGCAGAGGAUACUUGUCUCAUGAGAAGAUGGCUUUAUUGUCUGAGUCAAACCAUAGGAGGAUUGUGCUGCUGGGGAAAACAGGAUGGGGCAAAAGCAGUGCAGGAAACACCAUCUUUGGAGGAGGAGAUGAAGAGUUCAAGAUAAACAGUUCAGCCAAGUCCGAAACACACAUGUGUGAAAAAAAGACCAAGAUCAUCAAUGGAAGAAAACUCACUCUAGUAGACACACCUGGACUCUUUGAUACUGACGUCCCUGAAGAGAAGCUGAAACCUGAACUAGUGAAAUGUAUUGUAGAGUGUUCUCCGGGGCCACAUGCCUUUCUCAUUGUGCUUAGAGUGGACCGGUACACAGUCCACGAGGAACAAGUCAUUACAAAAAUUGAGGAAUGUUUUUCACCAGAGGCCUUCAAAUAUGCCACAGUUCUCUUCACGUAUGGUUACCAGCUCAAAGGUCAAACCAUUGAUGAUUUUGUGAAAACUAAUGAGAAACUGAGUGAGCUUGUGGAGAAAUGUGGAGGCCGCUGUCACGUCAUUGAUAAUGAAUUCUGGAACAACAGUCAGCAGGGUCAGUACAGGAACAACCAGUACCAAGUAACAGAGUUACUCAACACCAUAGAGAAGAUGGUGAGAGAUAACGGAGGAGGGUGCUACACCAACGAGAUGCUCCAAGAGGCAGAGAGAUUAAUACAAGCAGAGAUAGAAAGUCUUACAGAGUCAAAUGGCCAGAAGUCACCGGAAGAGGUCAAUAAACAUGCCACUGAAAAUGUGUGGAAGAGACUCCUGAUCAAAUUGGCAGGGAUAGCAACAGGUACAAUAGUGGCAGCUCUCCUUGGGGUUGCAGGGGCAGUAGCAUUAGUUUGCUCAGUACUUGGUAAGAAACCCACGAUAACUGAACUUGCGGCAGGAGGACUAGGAGCAGCAAUAACAGUAAGCAUAGCUGGAGGAAUUGUUGCUGGAGGAGCAAUAGGAGGGGGGAUGAUAGGAGCUGCUGCAGCAGAGGAUGCAGAGACACCAGGAGAGGCAGCAAAGAAAGCAGCUGCGGCAGUCUGUGAGGUGGGUAAGUAUAUCUUGGAGGAGGGUAAAGGUAUUUUGGACAGUGUAAGAGGUGUGUCAGAGGGGUACAGCAAACUGAGUUUGAGUGAUGAAAAGAAGUAGCAGGAGCACUCUAGGUAUUAAAAUACACAGGUGAAAUGAGUGAAUGAGUGAUCACAACAUGGUUCAAUAGUUUACUAAACACAUCAGCCACUGCUAUAUGACAGAAGAAGAAAAACUGUUCAAACAAAUAAUAAACAUUUCAGACAAAUCAAACCUUAUGUCAUUGUUUUAACAUAAUUACAGUGGAAAAUGUCUGAUUUCGAAGUUUAAACAGAAUUACAGUGGCGCUUUUUUUUUCAAUGUUUUACAGAAUUACAGUAGCAAAUGUUUGAUUGCUAAUUUAAAAUGAUUAAAAGAAGAAAAAAAAAAUUCAAUGUAAAUGAUGUAAUGAGUAAAAUUACACACUAUAUAUAACAUGAAUGAUUAUAACAUGUCAUUAUAACACUGUAUAAGUUGAAAGAACUGGAGACAGAGAAGUGGCUCAUAAAAUCGUAUUUCCCAAGGCAUAGAUUUGAUAUCAGGGUUUCCCUUUUUACAGCCUAAUAGCUUAUAGUUCAUGGAAAUGUAGUCAGUGACAUCACAUCAAUUGUAGAAAUAUUGACUUUAUUACAAACAAAUCUUGAUGACUUUUUAUAUGACUACUUUGAUACAUGUUUUAUUUACUCUUUUAAAUGAUUACAGUAGGAUUGUGUUCUGGCUUGUAUUCCAUACUCUGUUGAUUAUAAUUCCUUGCAAAAACAAUAAAAGAGCUAAAAAUCAAAUCAAA
Molecule: messenger RNA, 1992 nt
Organism: Salvelinus sp. IW2-2015
Lineage: Eukaryota; Metazoa; Chordata; Actinopteri; Salmoniformes; Salmonidae
Product: GTPase IMAP family member 8
Molecular function (GO): GTP binding
Source: RefSeq, a predicted model, not a curated record